GAGCUGUCGAAUACAGAAUAAACUGUAUUUUUGAGCUUGCAGUUACAUGAAGGGAGCAGUGAAUAUAGUAUUGGGAAAGGUAGAGAUCAACUUGUUUGGAGGGGCGACUUCUCAGCCUCACUCCGACUUGGCGAGCAAAACAAAAGGCAAAUGUCAUUUCUUAGUUUCUGGUUUAGUGGAUUAUGCAAUAGCAGUCAGGUGUGGUAGGCUACUGCGCCUACCUAUAAAAUGCCGACGGCCUCAGGGCGGCAGAAAAAUAGAGAAACCUUUACUGCCUCUUAGUGAUUGUCGGGAUUUUUGCAGCCCCAGAUAUGGUAGUCUAUGAUCUAUGAUUUACCGUGUUGUAUAAACGCUAUCCCUUACGUUGAUAUACGAAGUUGUUCAAAUGGAAACGGAUUUCGUUGGUGUUAAUGUGUAUAAUGAAUUGGUAGAUGAGGUUGCUUUUAGAUUGGUGUUUAUUUAGUGAAAUUGUGCACGGAGAAGCGGAUCUUUUCUACGGUUGCUAAAAACUAAGGCUGUUUCCAGAAAUCAAGCUUAAUUUAUUCAUUAUGUGGCACCAAGUCGUUUUUGACUCCUUGCAACCUCCUAUUUUCUUCAUGAUAACUUGUUUCUUCAGGUUUCCCAGUGAUGCACACAUGGCCAUUGUGACUGAAUCCAUCCACCUUAUUACUGAUAACUUAAUUUCCUUUUUGUUUAUUUAUGGAACUGUGUUUUUCUUUAGGGCUUUUACUGCAAAAGAGAUAAGUUGGUAUGUGUUGUUAUAUACCCACAGCAUCUGAGUCACAAAGCAGCUGAUAGAAUUUUAGCCUAAUAUGUUGUGUAAAACUCCCAUAUGUGUUAGUUUAUGUUUUACAAUGUCAUAUGAAUUUAAGCAGUUUGAUCUAGUUUAAUCCUGAAUAAACAUGUCAAUUGGAAUUGCAUUAUCCUUGUCUUGCGUAUCUAUCUUGAUCCUCCCACUUUUAUUGUGCGUGCUUUUAAAUCAAUGCUGAUUCCUGCAGACUGCUUUGAAAAGUCCCUGCAAUUUUCUUGGCAAGAUUUUCAGAAGUGAUACGCCAUUGGCUUCUUCCUAGGGCCAUAGUUACCCAACUGGCUACAUGCCAAAAGCAGGACACAACUCAAUUUCUACUUUGGUGCUUUAACCACUACAUCAGUGCUUUUCUUUUUCCUCCCUGCUUAUUUCUGACAUACUUGUGGGGAAAUUGUAGGAGGAAGGUGUGUUGGAUAUGUUCCCCAACUUGAGUUAUAUGUAAAAACAGUAAAGGUGGGGUACAAAUACUAUAUAUUUAUUUAUUUGUUUGUUUUCUGAUUGUUAUUUAUUUAUUUAUUUUAUUUUUUAUUUAUUUUAUUUAUUUAUUUUAUUUAUUUUUUAUUUAUUUAUAUUUAUAUGCAGCUCACCAGCUCAAAUCCCCCUGCAACUCAGACUAAUCUGAGCACAACCAAGCCCCCACCCAAACAGGACACACCCCCAUCCAAUCAGAGCACAAAAAAACCCAUCCAAUCAGAGCACAGCCAAGCUCCCACCCAAUCAGUUCAAACCCCCACUAGCAGUUAAAAAGGAAGAAACAGCUGCAAUCACACAUUGCUUCCAGAAGCACGAAGCUGAAGCCUGAAGAUGACAAAUGAGACUUCGUCGAAACGUCGCCAAGACACGUCCAAUUUUACGCGGGAGAAAACCCGAAUAACCAAAGACCUACAUACAAACACCCGCGAAAACCUCAGAAAAUGCAUAAAUAUAUUUAUUUAUAUAUAUAUAAAAUACUAUUAAGGCAGCAUAUUAGGGUUCUUAGACCUGGGCCAUCUAGACAACUAUUAUGUGGCAACCUUUGCAUUUUGAUUUUCAUUACUACAGCUUGCAAAUCUUCUGCAUUUUCAGCUGUCAGAGUAGCAUCAUUAGGCAUUUGAUGUUUCUUCCUCCAUUUUCAAAACCAUGCUCAUCUUCUUCCAGUCUGUCUUCCUGGACUGUAUAAUCUGCAUAUAGGUUGAAUAGAUAGCAGUUGAAAAUGGCUUUGGAGGGGCACAUAGCCAAGAGAAAGCUGAAUGGAUGGUGGGGGCUGUGGAGCAAUACUUUGAAAGCAAUGCUGACCUUGAACCAGAGGAGAUAGAGGACUUCCUUGCUGAAUUGAUGAACAAUGAAUUUAACACUAUAAUAGAAGAUGGAAGCUUGACUCAGGUGCUCGGGAGAAAGGGAGGACUUGCUGUGCCUGUCAGUACCUCCUUAGAGAAGCUGUGCUUUUUCCAGUGCUUGCACGGCUAUGCAGUUUCAGCAAAACAGAGCAAUCAGGGAGAUAUAGCAGCAAUGCGUGAUGCCAUUAUCCACCUUGGACAGAAGAAGCAAGAGGCUAGGAGAGCAGUUGCCAAAUCUCAGCCAGCUGCAGAAAGCAGCAGUGAAGAAGAACAAGAAACAGAAGAGGCCAUGGACUGCAGUGCUGGUUCCAGCAUGAAUGGAAUACAAAGCAACCCGUCUCCACUGUCAGAUAGGACCACUGAAGAUGGAUGGAUGCUGGUGACAAGGAAAAAGAAAUGAAGGAAAAAAACUAUGGCAGAUCUGGACAGAUGCAGCAGUGAACCCUUUUGUGCUGCCAAGCCUUGAACUUCUCUAUAGGACACAUGACAGGCUCCCACAGAAGCCUGGGCACAUUGGAAGCACUUUGUUGACUGUAUCUUUGCUCCUGACUUUACAGAGCCUGAAUGGAAUUCAACUUGGCAUAAAAUAUUUUUAAUAUUUAAAGUUUCUUCCCCCUCAAAAUUGGAAGAUGUUCUUCCCGGAGUUUGAAACGAACAUUGAACAACAGUGUAGGUUCUUUGUUGGAGAAAGUUAUUCUGCUGUGUGCUGUUCAUCGAUCAUCUUGUUCAAGUCAUUGGAAAGGAGGCAACUAUUUCUCCUCUUUCCAGGAAGGCAAAAUCUAACCAUCCUUACUAUGCAAAGAAAGGACUGCAUUCACUCAUACUCAAAGAAAAAAAAAAGAGUGUAACAGAAAAAAAUCUUGUAUUUAAAAAAAAAAAGAACAGUGAAAAACAAAAUACAACAAUGAAACGAAAAGUAAAAUGGACAAUACACAAAUCAUGAUGGUAGGACACAGGAAGUUUUGGUCAAGAAAAACUUCCCUUCCCCUAACCUUUGCAGUGGCCAGCCACUAUACAAGAGCAACAAUAAAAUAUUAUUUUGGUAAGAU
Messenger RNA from Ahaetulla prasina, 3173 nucleotides. RefSeq names its product TSR2 ribosome maturation factor (gene TSR2). The transcript has 6 exons. Bases 2042 to 2524 code for a protein of 160 amino acids. Gene Ontology annotation, biological process: maturation of SSU-rRNA from tricistronic rRNA transcript (SSU-rRNA, 5.8S rRNA, LSU-rRNA). Gene Ontology annotation, cellular component: nucleus. The record is from RefSeq and is a predicted model, not a curated record. Lineage: Eukaryota; Metazoa; Chordata; Lepidosauria; Squamata; Colubridae.